AUGGGACAUUGGUUGGUUUGGUGUCUGUGCCUUUGGGCCGCUCGGCCCUUCCUGGUCUCUGCUGUGUGUCCUCCGGAGCCGGGCUGGAGGCUGCCGUGUGGCCUGGCCACUAUCAACAGCACUGAGUGCAUCAAGCAGGGCUGCUGCUUUCAGUCCCCGAGUCUCAGUGGGCAAUCCUGUUUCUACAACCUGAGAGACAGCCCAGUGUGCACAGCAGAUGACCAGUUCAUUGUAGCAAUCACCAGGAACCUGACCCGUCCUGCCCUCAACCUGUCAUCUCUGUACGUGAAAGAUGGACAUGAAGCUGAGUGCAGGCCUAAGCUCAUCACAGCAGAACUUGUAGCCUUCCGUUUCCCAAUUGCCUCUUGUGGCUCGACCCAGCGGGAGGAGAAUGGGAGCUUUGUGUAUGAAAUGGAUGUCCUGGGGAAGAGGAUGAUUCAGAGGGGGCCACUGGGCUCAAUAACCCGGGACAGCACCUUCAGCCUGCACGUCCAGUGCAAGUACAAGGGGGAGCAUGAGGCAGGCUUACAAAUCAAUGUCUCAGUUUACACCCUCCCUCCACCACUAGCUGCUUCUGAAGAUGGGAUCCUGAGGCUGGAGCUGAGAAUAGCAACAGAUGGCAGCUACAGCUGGUGGUACAAGGACAGUGACUACCCCAUUCAGAGAAUCCUUCAGGAGUCAGUGUUUGUUGAGGUUCGUGUGAAGGAUCGCACUGACCCAAUGAUAGUCCUGAGAUUGCGUGACUGCUGGGCAACUCCUGUGCCAGCCCCUGACCAUGAGGUGCAGUGGAGUCUCCUGGUGGAUGGGUGUCCCUAUGAAGGUGAUGACUAUCUGACCCUCCUACACCCAGUAGGUGUCUCUUCUGGCCUGCAGUUCCCAACUCAUCACAAGCGGUUUGAAGUGAAGACGUUUGUUUUCUUGGAUGGAGUGUCUGAGCAGCCCCUCUCUGGACAGGUUUACCUGCACUGCAGUGCUGAGGUUUGCUCUCCCUCUGCUCAGGAUGACUGUACAACCAGAUGUGGUCCAAGGACACGUAGGAGUGCUCUCCUCCAUGAGGGGACCUUGGUAAGUGCUCCUGGUCCAGUUGUUCUCCUGGAAGUUGAGAACAGCCAGUCUAAGCAGCUGCUUAAUGAGAAUGGAUCAGUGACAGUUAAAGCCUCUUCAACACGAGAAACCCGUGGCCAGGAGCUAAUUAGCGGCUAUAAAGCGGGUUGGUGCUCAGGGGCGGGCACAGAUUCAGGCAGCGCGAUGGGACAUUGGUUGGUUUGGUGUCUGUGCCUUUGGGCCGCUCGGCCCUUCCUGGUCUCUGCUGUGUGUCCUCCGGAGCCGGGCUGGAGGCUGCCGUGUGGCCUGGCCACUAUCAACAGCACUGAGUGCAUCAAGCAGGGCUGCUGCUUUCAGUCCCCGAGUCUCAGUGGGCAAUCCUGUUUCUACAACCUGAGAGACAGCCCAGGUAAGCAGCCCAGCCUCCCCCCGGAGCGGAGCCCACCCCGAAUGGGGGAGAAGGAAGCAUGA
Molecule: messenger RNA, 1515 nt
Organism: Hemiscyllium ocellatum (epaulette shark)
Lineage: Eukaryota; Metazoa; Chordata; Chondrichthyes; Orectolobiformes; Hemiscylliidae
Product: zona pellucida sperm-binding protein 4-like
Exons: 9
Coding region: 1-1515 (504 amino acids)
Biological process (GO): prevention of polyspermy; binding of sperm to zona pellucida
Cellular component (GO): egg coat
Molecular function (GO): acrosin binding; structural constituent of egg coat
Source: RefSeq, a predicted model, not a curated record